UACAAAGUAGAUUGCCGUACUCACCUGGGAACAUGGAAGGCCGGCUGGUAGGUUCUGCCCUUGACAGCUCUGAGAACUUAGAUGUCCAGCAAGCCCCACUUUUCCCCUGGCCAGCCUUAUCGAGCACGACCCGACUUUUAUCUGAUCGGUGCAGCUCUCCUCAAAUUUCUGCCGUGCUGCCUCGAACUGACGGCAAAACUCCUGGAGCGCGACCUUCGCCCGUCGGUCGACGUUCUCACUCCCACGACACGCACAACACGCGAGAUCCAACCAAUGCCAUAGUCCUACUACAAUAUUGGAAUCGGAAACACUUGAAUCGAACAAACCGACAAAUUAGGACCACAACCACCGAAAAUUCAAGAUGGCGCCCCGGCUGCCCGCCCGCGGCUGGCGGCAGCUCCUCGUCCUGCGGCCAUCCCCAACACCGAUCACCACGACGACAGCAACCUCCCGUAAUUCCCCCUCACUCAGCAACAACCUCCUCCCCACAACCCAAGUCCGAACGGUCAAAUCCGGCUGGUCAACGCUCCCGUCCCGCGCCCGGCCACGGCGCUUCAACCAAGUGACAUCGGGGCUGCCCGCACCAACGACGGGCCCGGCGGCGGCGCUCAAGCGCAAGGAACGCACCACGCCCGUGCGGGCGGGCGUGCUCGCCAUCAAAAAGGGCAUGACGGCCUUCAUGGGGCGGACGGGGGCGCGGAUCCCGUGCACGGUGCUGCAGCUGGACCGGGUGCAGACGGUGCUCAACAAGACGCGGGAGCAGCACGGCUACUGGGCGGUGCAGGUGGGCAUGGGCGAGCGGCACCCGGCCAAUGUCGGGGCGCCCAUGCUGGGCUACUACGAGGCGAAAGGGCUCGCCCCGAAAAAAGUCCUGGCCGAGUUCCGCGUGCGCGACGAGAGCGGCCUGCUCCCCGUCGGCGUGCAGCUCAUGCCCGACUGGUUCCACGUCGGCCAGCGCGUCGACGUGCGCAGCAACUCGCGCGGCAUGGGUUUUGCAGGUGGCAUGAAGCGGCACGGUUUUGCUGGGCAAGAGGCCAGCCACGGCAACUCGUUGAAUCACAGGACCAUUGGUUCCGUCGGCCCCUCGCAGGGCAGCGGGUCCAGGGUGCUGCCAGGCAAGAAGAUGCCCGGCAGGAUGGGCAACCACAGGGUGACGGUGCAGAACCUGCCGGUUUUGUUGGUGGAUAACGAGCUCGGGAUUGUCGUGGUCAAGGGUGCCGUUGCUGGGCCCAAGGGCGCCGUGGUCAAGAUCCAGGACGCCUGCAAGAAGCCGCCGCCGGACCCCAAGUUUAUUGAAAUGACGAGGAAGAUGCUGGAGGAGAGGUUCCCGGAUGCCGAGGCGCACCUGCAGGCGGCGAGGGAGCGUCACCUGGAGCUCAAAGCGGCCAGGAGGGAGCGCAGGAUAGCAGAGAUUCUCUCCGGUGGUAUGACGCUUAGCAAGGAGCAGGAGGAUGCGAUUGGGGAUAUAAUUGCGGAAGACGGCUUGGAUGCAUCUGCUGCCGGCCAGGCACCGGUUGCGUUGUGAUUGGGAGUUGCUGCUGUCGCUGGCUUGUUUUAUGUUGUUCUGUAUUGUACCAUAUCAUACAAGCUUGACAUACAUUCAAUGUACAAGUAACGUGUAGGAACACCC
Messenger RNA from Canariomyces notabilis, 1630 nucleotides. Its product is annotated as translation protein. Gene Ontology annotation, molecular function: structural constituent of ribosome. The transcript has a single exon. Gene Ontology annotation, biological process: translation. NCBI's taxonomy places the organism in Eukaryota, Fungi, Ascomycota, Sordariomycetes, Sordariales, Chaetomiaceae. The record is from RefSeq and is a predicted model, not a curated record. Bases 362 to 1525 code for a protein of 387 amino acids. Gene Ontology annotation, cellular component: mitochondrial large ribosomal subunit; ribosome.